Phyllopteryx taeniolatus (common seadragon) is the source of this 2928-nucleotide messenger RNA. RefSeq names its product F-box only protein 6-like. The record is from RefSeq and is a predicted model, not a curated record. Gene Ontology annotation, cellular component: cytoplasm; SCF ubiquitin ligase complex. Gene Ontology annotation, biological process: SCF-dependent proteasomal ubiquitin-dependent protein catabolic process; glycoprotein catabolic process. NCBI's taxonomy places the organism in Eukaryota, Metazoa, Chordata, Actinopteri, Syngnathiformes, Syngnathidae. The transcript is spliced from 6 exons. The coding region runs from base 309 to 1115 and encodes 268 amino acids. Gene Ontology annotation, molecular function: protein binding; ubiquitin protein ligase activity.
AAUUACUGACAGGGAUCGGAAAGUCUUCUUUCGUUUUGAUAGGCGAAGACUCUUCACCGAAAGUGACCACCGUGAUUUGGAACUACAUUUAAAGGCAUUUUUCUUGAGUGUGGAGUGAGACAAUAGCAUACCGUAGCUACAUUUACUUCACCUCAAGAAUAGCUUUUCUCUCGAGCUGCACUUCCGCGUCGACUUUGUUGUGGAAAUACACUAAGGUCACAUUACAGUUGACUUGUCAGCGUCUCCGGUUCGACUUUCUUCAGCUUGUAAAGACGUCGUCUAUGAGGUGUGAAGUGGACUUAUGAUGGAUGCAACUCCCCUCUGAUCCCGCCGAUUCGAUUCAAAGUCCGUCUGCCGUUCCCACCAUGUCAAAGGUCUCUGUUCCUCUGGAAGUCCUGGAGGAGAUCUUCUUGAAUCUUCCCCCUCAGCAGGUGGUCCAGAUUUGUCGGUUAGUGUGCCGUCAAUGGAAAGACAUUGCUGACAGCCAGUCUUUAUGGAGAGACCGAUGCAGGAGAGAAGGUCAUCACCUGCGCAAUGCUUCCGAGGUACCCAAGGACUGGAGGUUGUUUUACUUCUUGUGCAAGAAGAGACGAAAUCUUCUCAAGAACCCGUGGGCAGAAGAUCAAAUGAGAGGUUGGCAGAUUUUGGAGAACAACGGUGACCGAUGGAAAGUAGAGGGUGUCAUGGUGGCACAUCCAAAUGAAACCAUCAAGAACAGCUUUGUGACUUCAUAUGGCAUGUGCAGGAAGUCCCAGCUGAUUGAUUUGGAGUCGGAAGGUUACAAGGCAUCAUUUAUGGAUCACUUACAGCCAGACAUCAAAAUAUCUGAUUGGUAUGCCCCUCGAUGGGACUGUGGCUGUCAAUACAAAAUCCACGUGGAGCUGCUGAAUCAAAGGAAGAAGCCAAUUCAGAUCUUUUCUCCCGAGGAGAUUUAUUUUGAGCAGUGGAAUGACGGUAAAUGGAAUCAGAUAACACACGUGUUCCAGAACUAUGGGCCAGGAGUGCGAUACAUUCGCUUUAUCCACGGAGGCAAGGACACGCAGUUCUGGGCUGGAUGGUACGGCAUUCGCCUUACGGACAGUUGCGUUGAGAUAUGUCCUGCGAUUGACACAUAGUCUUGGUUUUCGCUUCAUGUGAUGUGUGUCAGAAAGAUUCCAGGACUGGCGUCACGAAAUAUAUUUCAAAUCUGGACUAUUCCCCUCGGAAGUAAUCCCCCUGCAUUUUCCCAGCCUUCUCUGAAACGCCUUCAUGCACUCCUGGAAUGAUUCUUCCGGGAUCUGCCGCAGCGCCAUCGUCACGUCAGCCACAUCUUUAAAACGGGUCCCCUUGAUGAUCCCCUGAGGUUGGGAAAGGUGGGGCAAAGUCACAUGAACCCAGGUUGAGUGAGGUUGCUCCUGAACGGCAAUGUUUUAGUCAUGACACCAGUCCUGGAACCUUUCUGACACACCUCGUUUAUGCCUCCUGCCUGCCAUUUGCGUAAUAUUGCACAAAUUCUGCAAAUAUCACAAUGUCACUUUGGGAACAUCUUUUACCACUAGGAAAUCCUAUGGUAUUUUGGCUGGCAUCAAGCCAAAGAGAGAAGACGUAAAGCUUAAUAUUUAAUUCAUUGAAGUGACUUAACAUAUACAGUGGUGCCUUAAGAUACAAGUGACCCAACUUUUUUUUUUUUGCUUCGACUUGCAAGUGCAAACUCGAGAUACGAGCGCCGUAUGGCAGCAGUGACCUGACCUCACUUCACAGCAAGCAGCAGUUUGGCAGAUAGUGAAAAAUUUAAAAAAAACUUUGCCAUUCCCACUUAAUUUAAUGGCAUACUCAUGGGCGUAUAUUCUUUAUCUUCUGCGAAGUUACUAAUACUGCAGCUUCUGAGUUGACCGUCUCCAUGUACAUUGUACUUGUAUACAUGUAUAUCCGUAUGGUUGUAUUAUGCUGUUCCCAAGUAGCCACACCAGAAGCAGCACAAUCACAGUGAAUUAAUCAUAAUGCACAAACUGAUUAUUUAUAUUCUAUUUGAUUAGUUCUAUGUUUUAUAAAGUAUAAUAUUAUAGUUAGUUUCUUUAUUUAAAAAAAACACUACAAACAUUUGUUUAGGUUUUUUUUGGAGGCUAAAAUGGAUUAAUAGCAUUCACAUUCAUUUUAAUAGGAAAAGAUGAUUGGAGAUGAGUAUUUUGAGUUACAAGCUGCACGAUAGUCGCAGAAUGAAUUCAACUCUUAUCUCAGGGCACCACUGUAUUACAGUUUGAUGGAAGGCUAACAUAUUAGUCACUCUGACUAGCCCACGACGCAAACUGCAAAAUAUAUUUGGACUUUGUUUCAAGCCAGUUGUCUUCAAACAUUGUCUGACAUGACAGUUUUUGUUUUAAUCUGGAUGCUUUGACUUUAUGGAUUUUUUUCUUAUUUGUUAUGACCCAUGAUGGCUUCUGUGAACAGAUACAUGGCAAUAACCCGCAUCAGCAAGUUCUGUUGUAAAGACAAAGGCAUCUGUUUGCGUGGAAGGCAGUUAAUUAGUAAAUACUGUUGACAAAGACAUGUUGAUGUACAAAGCUACGACCUUUACAUGUACACUACAUCCUUCUGAUUAUCCCAAUACCAAAGUCCUUGUUUUGACGGGCUUUCUUCCUCCAGUCGUAUUCUACAGCAGCCAAAGUUUAGACCCAACACUAUACGUGUAAUUUAAAACAAAAUGGAAUUAACUGUGUGGAACGCUGCAAAUACUUAAGAUUUAUUUAUUUAUUUUACUUGAAGAAGUGAUUUUAUUUUAUUGCUCACCCAAAAGUAUAGAAUGUACAAUCCUUGUCUUGCCACCAGCCAUUAUCCUCAGUAUUUAGCAGUUAUAAACUGCGUAUUGUAUUCCAAACAUUAGCUUACUUUUCAGACUGAUCCAACUUGUAUAUGUAUGUGAUGAAUGUGUAAUAAACACAUUGCACUGUG